Urocitellus parryii (Arctic ground squirrel) is the source of this 1663-nucleotide messenger RNA. RefSeq names its product spermatogenesis associated 9 (gene Spata9). The record is from RefSeq and is a predicted model, not a curated record. NCBI's taxonomy places the organism in Eukaryota, Metazoa, Chordata, Mammalia, Rodentia, Sciuridae.
AUGCCAGUCAAACCCAUUGGGUGGAUAUGUGGACAUGUGUUGAAGAACUGUUCUGGAAAAAUGGAGGGGAUCCAGAAAGUAAUUAUGGACCUUAUAGAUGAGUUUAAAGAYGAACUUCCUACCAUCCUAAGAUUAUCAGAAUCUAAUCAGAAAAGAGAACCUGUGCAGAAAAAAUCCAGAAUGGCUAUCACUUUAGCCAAGAUCAAUCGGAGAGCAUUAAUUCAAGGAUUAAACAACAUAUCCAGAUCUUCCCAGUCAGUGGCCAAACUUCUGCAUCCUAAGCUUACAUGUAGAAUUUUGGAGUUAAGGGACAUAUCUUGUCGUCUGCUGAGAGAAGUUAAUGCACCAAGUCAACCAGUAUAUAACAUUCAGGUCAGAAAGGGUUCUUUGUGUGAUAUCGUUUCCUUUCCAGCAAAGACUGCUUUAACUAGCAUAAUAUAUGCUUCAUAUGCAGCACUAAUUUAUUUGGCAGUCUGCAUUAAUGCUGUGCUGGAGAAGGUAAAGCACAUUUUCCAAGAAGAAGAAUCCAUAAGGCAAAACACAGAGAGUGAAAAUUUUAGAAAAGCCUUUUCAGAGCCUGUGAUUUUGGAGCCUGCAUUUCCUGAAGGUGAAAUCAAAGCAAAACCUUACAGGUCAUUGUCGGAGAAGCCAGACAACAUUUCAGAUCUCCCCAAGCUUCCUGCUAAUAAGCAGAGUAAUAAGAUCCAGGUUUUACAUUCGGUGUUUGACCAAUCAGCUGAAAUAAAUGAAUGAAGAAAUCUAAACACAAACAUCACUGCAGAGACCUUGAAUUAUCUAUGAAAUGGCACAUUUCAUCUGACAAAACUAGGAAGCUAGUUUACAUAUACCAAAUGCUCUGCUCUUAAAAAAAAAAAAGCUCCAGGGUGAGGAUGGGGGAUACUACUAUGCAACUGUCAUUCUCUAGUAUUUAUAUGGUAGAGAAAAUAAAAUGAAUCUUGAUGUAUAAUAAACAUAUGAUUAUCAGUAUUUUUAAUAAACAAAAAAUUCUCCUUUUGGUGGGUUAUACUUUAUACCAAGGUUUAUAAUAUCAGCAUAUAUAUAAUACUUUUAUUAAAGAUUUGUUUUUGGUGUCUGAGAGGAAAAAAAUUCCCUUUUCAGGGAUAAUAAAAGGAUAUUUAUUUUCUAUCUGAAAGCUUCACAGUUUGAGUCUACCUACCAAUUUUUUAAUAAACUUACUUGUAAAGUUAUGAAAGACUUCCAAUUUACAAAUGCCAUAAAAUAUUAUUUACAAAUCUGAUAAGAUUUCUGUAUAUGAAGACCCCCUACACACCUUUUUUUGUUUUUUMUUUUUUUAAGAGAUUAGGUCUCAUAAUGUUGCCUAGGCUGGCCACAGACUCCUGCGUCCAGGAAUCCUUUUGUCUCAGCCUCUCAAGUAGCUGGGACUAUGGGUGCCAGCCAUACUGUACCAGGCAAUGUUACCUUUUUUUCUGACAUAAAUUUAGAACCAGAAACCAUUAUUGCCAUUGGCUCCUAAGAACAAAUCCUUUUGAAACUGGCCCUGCAAACAAGGCUGAUAGUGUUUGCUUGCAGGAGACAUUUUGGUUUCUUCUGUGCACUCUUCCCUUACCCCAAUGGGGACUGAAUCCAUGGGUACUCUACCACUGAGCUAUAUCUUCAGUUCCCCCAUCUUUUAUAUUUUGAG